UCUAAAGUUAGGCAGAAAUAGAAAGAAGCUGGGUGAUGUGGGGGAGUGACUGUGUUUGUUUAUAUUAGACACCAAUAUGCGGCUCUUAAUUGUUUAUUUGUUAUAAAAGCAGGUGACAAUUUUCGCAAAGAAAUAUUAGUGAUAUUCGAUAAUAUACAAAUGAUAAUAUUACGCAUUUUGGAUAUUGGUUAAAAAUGCGGAAAAAUUAUGAAGCAACAAUGCGUCACAGACAAAUUAUUCUUCUUAUUCUUAUAAGUGUUUUUGUAUUAUCGGUUGUGUUAGUUACAAUUUCAGUACUCAUUAUUGCUCCAGGAAUAAAGGAGACAGAUGAGUAUAAGGGAAAAAAGAAUAUCUUAUUCAUAAUAGUUGAUGAUCUAAGGCCAACUCUUGGUUGUUAUGGAGAUAGAAGAGCAAUAACCCCAAAUAUUGAUCAGUUAGCAUCAAAAAGUGUUCUAUUUAAGAAUGCAUAUGCUCAGCAAGCUCUUUGCGGACCAAGCCGCACAUCUUUAUUGACUAGUCGUAGACCAGAUAGUUUACACUUGUAUGAUGUUGGCAGCUAUUGGCGAGAUACUGUUGGAAAUUUUGUUUCUUUGCCUCAGCAUUUUAAGUUACACAGCUAUGAAACUAUCAGUGUUGGAAAAGUUUUUCAUCAUGGUAUUGUUUCUAACAAAACUGAUGAUUAUCCAUAUAGUUGGACAAAUUAUCCACAUCGACCUCCAACUCAAAAAUACAAAAUGGCUCCGGUCUGUCCAUCACCAUCCAAUGGUCAUAUGAAUUUGAUAUGUCCUGUUGAUGUCAAUGAGCAACCAUUAAAAAGCUUACCAGAUAUUGAGAUCACUGAUUAUGCUAUUCAGUACUUAAAAAACAAAUCUCAAGGGAGCCACAAUGAGGAGUCACCUUUCUUUCUUGCUGUUGGAUAUAACAAACCUCAUAUACCAUUUAAAUUUCCUAAAGAAUAUCUAGACUUGUAUCCAAUUAACACAAUGGAUUUGGCCCCGAAUUACACAAAAUCUAGUAAUUUACCUGACAUUUCAUGGAACCCUUGGACGGAUAUUCGAGAAAGAGAUGAUGUUUCGAAUUUAAAUGUCACUUUUCCUUAUGGACCUUUACCAGAAAAUUUUCAGAAACUAGCACGUCAAGGUUACUAUGCUUCUUUAUCAUACAUGGAUGAUCAAUUGGGAAAACUAUUGAACACUUUGGAAGAGACUGGGUUUGCUGCUCAUACAACAAUUGUUUUGAUUGGGGAUCAUGGCUGGUCACUUGGAGAACAUCAAGAAUGGUCUAAGUAUAGUAAUUUUGAAGUUUCUGUCCGAGUGCCAUUGAUUGUUCACAUACCAGAAUUGAUGGAAUACAAAAAGUCUCCUUUUCACUAUAUACCUGUUCUGGAACAAAUUAAAAAUAAUGGAUCUAGAAUGGUUAAACCAAAAUAUGAAACCGAAGAACUCGUAGAAUUGGUCGACCUUUUCCCCACCCUGGCUGCUAUUGCAGUUCUCCCAGUUCCUCCACUCUGCAGAAUUUACACAACUCCGUUCUGUUCUGAAGGUCUGAGUUUCUAUUCUCUCAUAAAACAUUUAAUUAAACCAUCCUGGUUUGAGCUCCCAUGGAAAACUGCUGUUUUUAGCCAAUAUCCUAGACCAUCUUUAGUACCACAAAACAACAGUGAUCAGCCUAAGCUGGAAGAUAUUAAAUACAUGGGCUAUUCCAUCCGAACAGCUCACUUCCGAUACACAGAAUGGGUAGAUUUUGAUAACCAACUGUUUAGACCUAACUGGACUGUUGUUUAUGCUCGAGAAUUGUAUGAUCAUAAUAACGAUCCUUUUGAAGCAGAAAAUAUUUGUAAGAAAGACAUUUGUGAUGAUGAGUAUGAAAACACUGUUAAAGAACUUUCAAAGAAGAUUAGAAAAGGUUGGCGCCACGCUAUGCCUCCCAGUUAUUUUGAUAGUAUAAGUCCUACUCGGUAUUUUUAAAUAGUGUUUAUCAUUUUUUUAUAACUAAACUGAACGUUUUGUUGUUCCAUGUGAGAAAAUUUAU
Parasteatoda tepidariorum (common house spider) is the source of this 2031-nucleotide messenger RNA. RefSeq names its product iduronate 2-sulfatase. Gene Ontology annotation, molecular function: iduronate-2-sulfatase activity. NCBI's taxonomy places the organism in Eukaryota, Metazoa, Arthropoda, Arachnida, Araneae, Theridiidae. The record is from RefSeq and is a predicted model, not a curated record. Gene Ontology annotation, cellular component: cytoplasm.